Acipenser ruthenus (sterlet) is the source of this 995-nucleotide messenger RNA. RefSeq names its product dickkopf-related protein 3-like. Bases 214 to 810 code for a protein of 198 amino acids. Gene Ontology annotation, biological process: multicellular organism development; negative regulation of canonical Wnt signaling pathway. Gene Ontology annotation, molecular function: receptor antagonist activity; co-receptor binding. Lineage: Eukaryota; Metazoa; Chordata; Actinopteri; Acipenseriformes; Acipenseridae. The transcript is spliced from 4 exons. The record is from RefSeq and is a predicted model, not a curated record. Gene Ontology annotation, cellular component: extracellular region.
AGGGUGGGAGAGGGCUGUCUAUAUAAACCCAGGGGUCCCCUACUUUGCCAGUCAAUUAGCUUCUGCUGCCCUUGCUGUGUGUAACAGACAGACACACAGAGAGAGAAAAAGAGGAGCUUGAACCUGACACAACCACCUGACACCACACCCUGACCUGAAGGAAGGAACCAGCAUUCUCUCACUCUGAAGGAUCUCUCUGCCCUGGUUUUCACAAUGCGUCUUGGCCUUGCUGCUCUCUGCCUCCUCUCCCUCCUGCCACUUGUGAGCGGACACAUCUGGGCCUGGAUGCUCUCGAUCCCCUACAGCCCCCCAGGAGAGGGGGCCCCUGUUCGGGAGGCACACCCCUCCUCCAGUACUGGCAAGUCUGCGGUGUUGUGUGAUCAGGACCGCAGCUGCGGGAGAGGGUUUUCGUGUGACCGGCACUUCGGGCUGUGUGUCCCGCUGAAACAGGCGGGUCAAUACUGCAGGAGGGACGCGCAGUGCGUCCGGGGCCUGAGCUGCAUGUUCGGCAAGUGCCAUCGCAGCGUACCAGAAGGCGAAGAAGGCGCGCGCUGUAAACUGGAUCGGGACUGCGGAGGCUCCAUGUGCUGCGCGCGGCACCACGGCGAGAUGAUCUGCAAGCGGCGUUUGGCGCUCAGCGAGAGCUGCUUCGUACCGGACGGCGGACUGGCUUUCAGCAUCAACCAGAUCUGCCCGUGUGAAGAGGGGCUGCUGUGCCGCAACAGCGCCGUGAUACCCAACAGAGAGAAAGAAUUUGUUUACCGACCGGAGUCUGACAGUUGGAAAUGUCAAAUUCCCUCAGCGAAAUAAAAGCCCCGCCUCCGACCGCGGUCACUCGGUGUUUAUUAUGUAAAUAACCUGUAAAUAUCUGUAUAAUAGUGCAAAAAAAAAGAGAUAUCCUAUGUUUAAACAUACGCCGUCUGGAAAGAGGCCUGUGUUUGUGCUGUCUGUAUAGAACGUUUAUGUGAAAAAUAAAAAUGUAUAUUGAUAAAAUA